AUGUCAUCUCUGGCGACGGCCCGACUCACGGAAGAGCGCAAGCAGUGGCGUAAGGACCACCCCUUCGGUUUUUACGCUCGCCCGCAGAAGAAGGAGGACGGUACCCUCAACAUGAUGAUCUGGGAGGUCGGAAUUCCCGGCAAGGCUGGAACGAACUGGGAAGGAGGCAUCUACGUCGUCACCAUGACGUUCCCCGAUGGUCGCUUCACCCCUCCGCUCUUCCACCCUAACGUCUACCCGUCUGGAACCAUCUGUCUCAGCAUUCUGGACGAGGAGAAGUCUUGGAAGCCGGCCAUCUCGAUCAAGCAGGACCUUCUCGACAACGCCAACAUCGGAGACCCCGCCCAGAUCGACGCCUACCAGAUGUACAAGAACGACCGUCCUGCCUAUGACAAGCGCAUCAAGCAGCAGGCGAUCGAGCGUCGUCAGAAGUAG
Molecule: messenger RNA, 435 nt
Organism: Trichosporon asahii var. asahii CBS 2479
Lineage: Eukaryota; Fungi; Basidiomycota; Tremellomycetes; Trichosporonales; Trichosporonaceae
Product: ubiquitin-conjugating enzyme
Exons: 7
Coding region: 1-435 (144 amino acids)
Biological process (GO): protein sumoylation
Cellular component (GO): nucleus
Molecular function (GO): SUMO conjugating enzyme activity
Source: RefSeq, a predicted model, not a curated record